AUUUCUUCACUGGAUUAUUUGUUUUUCAACUGUGGAGUUUGGAUGAUAAUGAUGGCCAGAUGUUGAGAUGAUGGAGGCACAAAAGCAAAGCAGCUUCCUUGGAAAAUGUUGAAAUAGGAGAGGAUAGGAGCCGAAGACCUAAAGAUGAUAGAAACCCACGUCAAAAGAAAGCGGAUCAGGAUCAAGGCCUGCUCAUGUUCCCUUGAAAGUUCUUAAGUUCCCUGGGGAGGCCCGUUCGUGGUAGGGGAAAGGGAACCCAGCCUUCCUUCCCUUCUUCCCAAGAACCUCGUAAAGAGAUGAACAAUCCUUUCCAAAGGAGUGCCAGAGCCACGCAAAACAGGCUACUAACAGAAGAUGGUGGAUCGCUUGGCAAACAGUGAAGCAAAUACUAGACGUAUAAAUAUAGUAGAAAACUGUUUUGGAGCAGCUGGUCAACCCUUAACUAUACCAGGAAGGGUUCUUAUUGGAGAAGGAGUAUUGACUAAGUUGUGCAGAAAAAAGCCCAAAGCAAGGCAAUUUUUCUUAUUUAAUGAUAUUCUUGUAUAUGGCAAUAUUGUCAUCCAGAAGAAAAAAUAUAACAAACAACAUAUUAUUCCCCUGGAAAAUGUCACUAUUGAUUCCAUCAAAGAUGAGGGAGACUUAAGGAAUGGAUGGCUUAUCAAGACACCAACUAAAUCAUUUGCAGUUUAUGCUGCCACUGCCACUGAGAAAUCAGAAUGGAUGAAUCACAUAAACAAAUGUGUUACUGACUUACUCUCCAAAAGUGGGAAGACACCCAGUAAUGAACAUGCUGCUGUCUGGGUUCCUGACUCUGAGGCAACUGUAUGUAUGCGUUGUCAGAAAGCAAAAUUCACACCUGUUAAUCGUCGUCACCAUUGCCGCAAAUGUGGUUUUGUUGUCUGUGGGCCCUGCUCUGAAAAGAGAUUUCUUCUUCCAAGCCAGUCCUCUAAGCCUGUGCGGAUUUGUGACUUCUGCUAUGACCUACUUUCCACCGGGGACAUGGCCACGUGCCAGCCUACUAGAUCAGACUCUUACAGUCAAUCAUUGAAGUCUCCUUUAAAUGAUGUAUCUGAUGAUGAUGAUGAUGAUGAUAGCAGUGACUAAGGACAUAUUUUGAAAUAUUUAAUUGGGUGUGACUACCUGAGAAAUCAGCUCUGGGAGAACAUAGAAUUCUGAGCUUUCUCUCAGUUUUGCUCUAGCCGUGAAUUUGCCUGAGAAUCUUUUAACCUAUGUGCCUCGAUAUAUUCCAUAGAAAAUAGGUCCUGUCAUUUUGUCCCCCCACCCCCACCCAACUCCCCGCUCUUCUACAGGGAUAGACUUUUGCAAAUCUACCAGAUAAAUUUUUGGUUUCUUAUUCUUGUUUAAUUUUAGAUUAUUUUGUUGGAAGGUUGAGAAAAGAUUUUUUUUUAACAGAUCAUGUAUUACAUUGAUGUUUACUAUAUGUUCUGUUAUAUGGAAAUACUAAAAGCAAAAAAUGAUGGAAAAAGUUGUAUAACGCAGUUAGCUAAUAUUAUUAGCUUUUUUCCUAACCAUUCUAUGUAAUGGUUAAGACACCAGUAACAAAAAAACGUGAUUUGAAAAUACUUUGUUCGGCUUUUUCGUAUACCAAGUGGUGCCUUAUCAUAAUAGCACUGUUAAAUGAAAUAAGCCCCUACCUUCUCACUUUUAGUUUGUUUUGAAAAUACACUGGUGCUCUUUGAGGUGAUAAAAUGAGCGUUUAUGAAUGGGUAUAAUUAGAAAAUACUUCUCAUCUGCAAGCUACAAAUAACUUUAGAGCUUCUUCAUUCUAUAUGAAUAUUUUUCCAUAAAAUAGUUGUGAUUAUAUUUUUAUGUUUUAUAGGUACCAAAUUGUCAAAUAUAUAUUUUAAAUUAAUAGGUUGUCAUUCUUAGGGAUUUGAUUUGAAAUUUAUCAAAUACAGAAUUGUCACACUGCAUUAGUUUCUACUUUUAGUAAAGCAUAUUUGUAGGUAUAAAUUCAUCUGCUUUAACAUUAUUUCUAGAAUGGAAAAUCUUACAAAACUUUUGAAAUUAAACAAUCUCUUAAAAAAAAAAAAUCCCACGAUACAGCAUAGAUCUACUUGGGUUGAAGACUUGGAAGAAAUAAUGUGUAAGAAUGAUGAAGACGGACCAGUUAAGUUUGACUAGACUUAUAUUGGUGGAAGUAUUGUCUAUUUCAGUGUGAAACUAUCUUGAAUUUGCAAAUAUAGUGUUAUAUUUUAUAAAGUUUUGUAAAGUCCCAAAUGAUACUUCUAUUUUUGUAAAACAAUUAUAUGUUAAUCUGUUUCUGAAAUCAUUUUGCAAUCUAUAGAAAUAGAGUAGCAGUUGAUCUUUCUAAAUUGUAAACUUCAUUGAGUCAGCCUAGAUUGCUUUUGAGAAUUAGUAAUUUUUCACUUUUUGCUUUUGAGGCAGCCAUUUAGGUUGAAAGUAUAUUUAUCAUAUAAAACUUGAUGCAUUUUGCACUAUUCUCUCCAUUUGUAUGCUGCAAAUAACUACAGUCUUUCAAAUAUGAAGAAAUCAGCCUAAAGUUUAUUUUAAAUUCCAAACUUCUGUGUUUUUAAAUAUUUAAAUCUGGAUAUAUUGCAGAUGUCAUGACUGUUUGAUUCAGUAACGUGACGGAGAAUUUUUGGGUUUGGUUAAGGCACUAACUUUACUGUUAGAUUGUGAAAGCAUCUGAGAUACAUAGAUUUCCCUGUAGGAAAUGUGAAACAAAGCCACAACAGUUUUUUUUGUUUGUUUUAAUAUCAUAUGGACAUUUGUUUCCAAGCAAUAUAUACAGUAUAAUUGCAGUAUAAUUAAUCAACAUAUCUCAAAAAGACCAUGAAGCCUGAGAAGUGCUAAUGGAGACUUUCUGGUACAUAGGAACCCAGCAAAUUCAAGAACCAAGGGGAAAUCUGGGAUGACAUUUGCAUUGUCAACCUUUGUUGACUCUGUUUUUACAAUAAAAAAUAUUUUACAACUUAA
Prionailurus viverrinus (fishing cat) is the source of this 2961-nucleotide messenger RNA. RefSeq names its product pleckstrin homology and FYVE domain containing 2 (gene PLEKHF2). The record is from RefSeq and is a predicted model, not a curated record. NCBI's taxonomy places the organism in Eukaryota, Metazoa, Chordata, Mammalia, Carnivora, Felidae. Bases 355 to 1104 code for a protein of 249 amino acids. The transcript is spliced from 5 exons. Gene Ontology annotation, molecular function: metal ion binding; phosphatidylinositol binding.